This is a messenger RNA of Pseudomassariella vexata, 1288 nucleotides long. Its product is annotated as mitochondrial carrier domain-containing protein. NCBI's taxonomy places the organism in Eukaryota, Fungi, Ascomycota, Sordariomycetes, Amphisphaeriales, Pseudomassariaceae. The transcript has 2 exons. Gene Ontology annotation, cellular component: mitochondrial inner membrane. The record is from RefSeq and is a predicted model, not a curated record. The coding region runs from base 73 to 1062 and encodes 329 amino acids. Gene Ontology annotation, molecular function: S-adenosyl-L-methionine transmembrane transporter activity.
AGGAGAUGCAUCUCAUAUCGGAUGUUGUUCUAAACCUCCGACCCGAUUCUCGCAGCUUCAUAGACACCUGCGAUGAGCGGGAGCUCCAAUGCCGAUGUUCUGCUAGCCGGCGCAGCAGCAGCAUUCACAGUAGACCUCCUCGUCUACCCCCUCGACACACUCAAAACUCGGCAGCAAAGCCGAGACUUCCUCAAGACCUUCGCCAACCCAGCCUCCAAAACCAAGGUCCCCUCACGUGAGCUCUUCCGCGGCCUGUACCAGGGCAUCGGCAUCGUCGUUGUCGCCACCCUCCCGGCGGCAGGUACCUUCUUCACCACCUACGAAGCGGCCAAGGGCUUCUUUGGCCGCCAUGGCGCCGCCGUAGGCCUGCCGCAGCCCAUCGUGCACUCGGCCGCCUCCGCCGUCGCCGAGUGCGCUAGCUGCUUCGUGCUCACCCCUGCAGAGGUCAUCAAGCAGAAUGCGCAGAUGUUUACGCGGAAGGUGGGGGGUGAUCAGAGCUCGACGUCGAUGAGGGCGCUGCGCCAACUGGGCGGACCUGGGGCAGGGAGGAAACUGCUUUCGGGGUACACAGCUAUGGUUGCGCGCAAUCUGCCGUUUACGGCGAUUCAGUUCCCUAUCUUUGAGUAUACGCGGAAGCGGGUAUGGGGCCGGAGGGGUAAGGCCGGUAUUGGUUACGGCACGGGCGAGAACCAAAACUUGCUCGAGACGGGAAUCAUCACGGGGACGAGCGCUGGGAUGGCGGGGAGUUUUGCGGCCGUCGUUACUACGCCUAUGGACGUCGUUAAGACAAGGAUGAUGCUUAUGGCUGGCGAUGAGCAGGGUUUCCGGCAGGGCGCACAUGAUCGGACGGCAGCGGGCAAUAAGCAUUGGAGUCGUGGACGCAGUGGGUUGGACGUGACGAAGCAAGUCAUCAAGGAGAGGGGCGUGCCGGGCUUGUUUCGGGGAUCCUUGUUAAGAGCUGUGUGGACUGCAAUCGGAAGUGGACUGUACUUGGGCAUGUAUGAAGUGAGCAAGGUAUGGCUCGCUAGGGGUAAAAGCGUUGAGAGGGGGGGUUUCCCGUGAUGGUGACAUUCCAUUUGGUUUACAAAGCUCUUGAUAUAGAACUAGACAUAAGGGAGUACAACUCUGAUCUUACGAGGCAAAUAGCGUAUGCUGUGGCGAAUGCAGGGGCGUGUCGUGUAUUUAAUUUCCGAGAGGGAAAAGUCUGUGAAGCCAUUCGUCAGAGUAACGGGUCAUGAAUUGCAGAAUCAUGGCUAUCAGCCUAUCAAAAGACUUCAUCGUUGCCGAG